Archocentrus centrarchus (flier cichlid) is the source of this 2526-nucleotide messenger RNA. It is a transcript of the gene ggt1b, whose product is annotated as gamma-glutamyltransferase 1b. Lineage: Eukaryota; Metazoa; Chordata; Actinopteri; Cichliformes; Cichlidae. The transcript is spliced from 13 exons. Gene Ontology annotation, biological process: glutathione catabolic process; regulation of inflammatory response; regulation of immune system process. Gene Ontology annotation, molecular function: glutathione gamma-glutamate hydrolase. The record is from RefSeq and is a predicted model, not a curated record. Bases 71 to 1789 code for a protein of 572 amino acids. Gene Ontology annotation, cellular component: plasma membrane.
AGCAGAUUGUAGGCAAAUCCACAUAGCAAACCACCUGCUGCUGAGGCCCCGUGAGGAACUUAGUAUAAAGAUGUCCAAGAAGAAAAUAACUGCGGGACUGGCAGCGCUGCUGCUGGGAUCUGCAGUUACUUUUGUGGGUGUCUACUUCGGUGUGGGGAGAAGGGAGGCCGCACAUGAGAGGUGGUACUCUAAGGCAGCAGUGGCAGCAGAUGCUGGACCAUGCUCAGAGAUCGGCAGAGACAUGCUGAUGAAAGGGGGGUCUGCUGUAGAUGCUGCCAUAGCUGCUUUAUUGUGUAUUGGACUGAUGAACGCUCACAGCACAGGCAUAGGAGGAGGGCUUUUCUUCACCAUCUACAAUGCAACAACCGGGAGAACCGAGACCAUUGAUGCCAGGGAGAUAGCACCCCACAAUGCAACACAAAACAUGUUCGGGAACAGCACAGAUCUAUCCCAGCAAGGAGGGCUGUCAAUUGCUGUGCCAGGGGAGAUUCGAGGUUAUCAGAUGGCACACCAGCGACAUGGAAAACUGCCUUGGAGAGACUUGUUUGUGCCAAGCAUUAAACUUGCAGAGGAAGGAUUUCCUAUGGGUAGUGCACUUGCCUCAGCUGUGUCCAAAAACAAGGAAAAAAUCAUGAAGGACCCAGCCUUGUGUGAAGUUUUUUGCAACAAAAAUCAUGACAUCCUCAAAGAAAAGGAAACUAUUAAAUUUACCAAGCUUGCAGCAACCUAUAGGAAAAUAGCCGAGGAGGGUCCUGAUGCUUUCUACAAGGGACAGUUGGCUCAGAACCUUGUGGCAGAAAUCCAGGCGGCAGGCGGUAUCAUCACAAUGGAGGAUCUGAAGGAUUAUGUGCCUGUCUUGGAUGAGAACCCUUUAAGGGUGAACGUGGGGGAGUACACCAUGGUUGUUCCCAAUGCCCCCGCUAGCGGCCCUGUGCUCUCGCUGAUAUUAAACAUCUUGAAUGGCUACAACUUCACCUCAGAUAGCACGGCAAGCACUGAGAAAAAGAUCCUAACCUACCAUCGCAUUGUGGAGGCCUUUCGUUUUGCUUACGCAAAGAGAACCUUGCUUGGAGAUCGGAUGUUUCUCAAUCUCACAGGUCUCAUCCAGAAUAUGACCUCACAGUCGUAUGCCAAUGCCCUCCGUGAAAAGAUUACCGAUGAAACCACACAUCACAUGAACUACUAUGAGCCAGAGUUUUAUCUGCCUGAAAACUACGGGACCUCACACCUCUCUGUGGUAGCUGAGGAUGGAAGCGCUGUGGCUGCAACCAGCACUAUCAACCAAUAUUUCGGCUCCAAAGUUAUGUCGAGAACAACAGGGAUAAUUCUCAACAACGAGAUGGACGACUUCAGCUCGCCAUUAAUCAAUAACAGCUACGGUGUGCCUCCUUCACCGAGCAACUUCAUAAGGCCAGGGAAACGACCAAUGUCUUCAAUGUGUCCAACGAUCCUUUUUGACAAAUACAACAAACUGAAGAUGGUGGUCGGAGCUUCAGGAGGAACAAAAAUCACCACCUCGGUCGCUCUGGUGAUUCUUAAUGCGCUGUUCUUCAACUAUGAUCUGGAAAAAGCUGUGUCAGAUCCAAGGAUCCACAACCAGCUGAGUCCCAACAUUACCGUAGCAGAGUUGGGUUUUAAGAAAAGCGUCCUGGAUGGUUUGAAGAGGAAGAACCACGAGACAGAAUUCCUCAACUCGAUGGGAGCCGUGGUGCAGGCGGUGCUUCGUCACGGUGACAAGCUGUACGCUCAGUCGGAUUCUCGCAAGGGGGGGUAUGCAGCAGGAUACUGAAGUCAUGAACACAUCUUAUAACGCAAAGUCAUUGUCGGUAGUGUGAACCUUGAGACUAGUGAGACUACCUGAGAGAUUAGAAAGUUAAUAAAGAUCCAGCAAAUGUAGGCACUUGUCUUGGGCACUGCUUGUUUUGUACUGCGUGUACAUAACAGCUAGUACCAACUGUACAAACCUGCAUUAGAGUAGCAGUUGUACUUUGAAUCGCAGUGCCUCAGCUGAUUCCUCAGAACUUCACAUCAUCGCUUGAUCUACUGAACACAAUGUAAAUUAUUGAAUGUUAUUUUAAAGUGCAGCUCAGCUGUUCUUCUUUUCUUUUUUUUUUUUGAAUAUGAAAAUAAAAGUAGCAGUAAAUUUAAAAAAGGGGAAAAAAAAGAAAAGAAACGCAGCCGAUGUACAUGAAUCUAUUUAUGAAGCACUAAUCGUUAGCUGUGUUAAGCUGUUUCCUGUUAUUGUUUUGAUGUGUCACAUCCAUAAAACUAUGAGAGUGAACUCAAAUGACCGAAAGCUGUAAUGAGGGGCUGCGACGCCUCAGGGUCAAACACUAUUUAAGAGCACACAGAAAACAAGUAGUAAUAUCCCAGAGUCCCAAGUUCAGUGAAUUUUAACAACCUCUUUAAAACAUUACAGCUGUUGCUGUCUGCUGUCACCUUCUCCUCAAGACUGUUGAAUUAUAGAUCCAUUUUUUUUUUUUGCUAUCAGUGACUGGCUCACGUGUAAUAGAAACAGUAUUUUAA